This is a messenger RNA of Pelagomonas calceolata, 1338 nucleotides long. NCBI's taxonomy places the organism in Eukaryota, Pelagophyceae, Pelagomonadales, Pelagomonadaceae. The record is from the annotation of a GenBank genome assembly.
AUGAAGCGUGCCCUGCGCGAAAUAGCUGAUCACAACACGGCCGGCAGCAACGACGCGCCGGCGACCGCACGCGCCGGUAGACGGCGGACGCGGAGCGCCACGCGCCGCGCUGCCGAGGAGGAGCCCUCUGCGCCGGCUCCGGCCGCACCGCCGCGGCGACGGCGGCGGCGCGCGCCCGCCCCUGCGCCGGCCGAGCCGGAAUUGCCGGGGUCUGACGACGUAGUGCCAGCGCCAGCGCCAGCACCAGCGCCAGCGCAGCCGCCAGCGCCAGCGCCACAACAAGUGGUGGACCUGACCCGGGACGACGACGCUGCUGAUACGCCAGCUGCAGCGCCACCGCCACCGCCGGCGCCAGCACCAGCGCCGCCAGCGCCGGCACAGCCGCCAGCGCCACCAGCGCCACCGCAAGUGGACCAGCAGCCAGCGCGCCACCGCAACGUCUUCGGCUACGCCGCGACGACCGUGGAGCCACCGCCAUCGGACCGCCGCCACCUCGCCUCGAAGCGGGCCCCCGCGCCGGGCCGCGGCGCGACGAUUGUUGGAGUGCGCUCGACGCGGCCGCGCGACCCGCUCGCGGCGGCGCUCCGGCCCGCGCCGAAGCGACCGAAGAAGAAGAGCGCGCGGGAGCGGUUAGCCGCCGCAGCCGCAGAAGCGCCGGCGUCGGCACCGCCGCGCCCGCCCGCGCCGCCGCCGCCGCGGCGCCCAGCGCCCCCACCACGACGACCCGCGCCGGCGCGGGCGCCGCCGGGGGCGGCGCCACCACCACGACAACUCGCGCCGCCGGACCCGCGCCAGACCUGCGACGCGUGCGGCGCGCCGGCCUGCCUCGAGACGGACCGCGGCGGCGCCGCCUGCCUCUACCACUGGUUCGCCGGCGCGGCGUUCCGGAGAGGCCGGAGCCGCGUCGUUGCGCGGGACCGCAUCGACGCGGCGGCGCCGCGCGUCGAGGGCGCCUGGCAGCGGGCCUUCGCGCGCGCCGCCGAGGCGGUUGGAGUGGAAGCGGCGAAGCGGCUGGCCGAGCGCCAGCAGGCGCCCGACGACGACGACCCCUUCGGGGCGCUGCUCGGGUCCGAGGCGGAGGCGUCGCGGCGCAAGCCCACGCGGCCGACGCAGCUCUACGCGCGCGCCGGCGAAGAGAUCGUCGUGACGCGCGACGAGGACCGCGCCGACGGCUGGCCGUGCGUCGCCUGCGGGUCGUGCCGCACGGACCGCGAACCCUUAGGGGGCGGCAACCUCCAGACCCACAAGACGGAGACCUGGGGGUCGAAGGACGCGCCGGACUCCAUGUGGGCGGUGUCGUGCCGGGCGUGCGGGCACGAGUGGCGGACGGAGGGGUAA